ACGAAGAAGUCUGUUAAAUGACUUGGUUCCAUAAUAUGGGCGUCAUAAUGUCGCAUAAUAUAACUAUACAGCACACUUGUACGGCAAGCGCGUAUCCGGAAAUGUGUAUUACGGUACUCCACAUUCCGACGUGGUCCUAAUUAUAUAAAUCUUAUCUAACCUUAUCAUGGAACCGAUGAUAAUACUUUGUCGAUCGAUGACGCAUCUACCACAUGUACCGCAGGCAUAUAAUAUAUCAAUUUCGGCGGUUGUCGCGAUCGUAAGCUGUCGCAAGAUUUCGGCAAAUAUGUUGCCGAUAAACCGAGGAAACGAACCGAGGAUUAGCGUCUUUGACACGUACUAUGACGACAGCAGCUCUGAAUUCGAUGAAACUGAAGAAGAGAGUUCGCAGAAAGACGUUCCGCCGUGGGACGCGUUCGAAUGUCUUCCUCCUCCACCAGAAAGUGGAUCUAUGCGAAAUAACAGGUUUUUCGAGAUCGUUAUUUGGAUCUUAAAGCUGUUCAUUUAUGGAUUGUUAUUUACUAUCGUUUUAUGCAGCGGCAUCGCGUCUAAAUUAGCUGUUCUAUUGGCCACCGCGCAGCUACGAAAGAAUGAAUCGUUGCUCUCUUAUAAUCGUAAUCUAGAGAAGGAGGAGCUGGAGGCGCUUUUUACCGAACACACGCAGGAUGACCGUAUAAAAUGGACGUGGUGUCUGAUUUUCAUAUUUCUCGUGCCGGAAUGCCUCGGAGUGUUGAAUACUUUGUGGCACUAUCUAUUCAAGGGGAAACCAAGAAUGCCAAAGAAACGAAACAUUCUGCUCAUGAUUCUGCUGGACACGCUCCACACGAUCGGUUUAGUCUUGUUGACUUUUGUCAUUCUACCGGAAAUCGGUGCGGUACAAGGCGCCGCCAUUUUCUGUUGCCUAUGUUUCGUCCCAGGAUUGUUGAAUCUACUUUCGCGAAAUAAAUCAAGUCAAAAUGUAUCGGCAAGCAAAUUAAGAUUGCUAAAAAUUGUUGACGCACUGGCAUUGACCGCCCAAGUUAGCGGAAUGUUGUGGCCUUUGAUCCUUAAUAUCGAGCACGACGUCGACGCAACGUUGAUGUGGCUUUCUCCCGUUGCUCUUGUCUUAUGCUCGAGUCGCUGGUGGAGCAACUUUGUGUCGUCCCACAGCAACAUCGGUCUAGUGCGAUUCUUAUUCCGUGCGAAAGAAGAUCUUCAAUCAGGCCAGCACGUCGUACAAGGAUAUGUCUCCCUUUGGAGGAUAUUCAUUUUCAUCACGGGUGCUCUCGUUGUUAACGUAUGCGAAGGAAUAGAUGCCAGAAGCUUUUUCUCACCGAGAUUCACUAUCCCUACACCCCUUUAUAUCUUUGCCAUUCAAGCUGCUUGCGCCAUGAUGAUGUAUCAGUCUUGUAAAUUCGCUUACAGAACUCAUAUGCACCAGUUUGGUUUCGCAUUUCCAACGACACUGGCUAGUCUGGGAGCGGUGUGUUUGAUUGUGACAUUGUGCAACAAUAAGGACAUCUUUCGCAACGUUACAACGGACUAUCUUUUCUUCGAGGACGUCCUGUUUGGAAAUUGGGACGACGUUCUUUCCAGCUGGUACAUUUGGUUCUGGCUUACAUGGCUGAUGUCGCAGAUAUGGAUCACGAUGCACCUAUGGACCACCGAAAACGAAAGACUGGCGCUAGCUGAAAGAAUUUUCUCCAUCAUCACUUACGAUUCGCUUAUGAUUGACCAAUGUUUAGCUUUAAAUAGAAGGACGCAGAAUGAAAAUAUCGAUCGAGACGCACGGAUCCACGCGCGCGAGGAGAAGCACAAAGAUGCUCCACUUGCAAAUGGUGACCCAAGACUCGAAGCUACCGAUAUUAGCUUGGACGUUGGAAGAAUCGAACGAGACCUUGACAAAGAUGAUCCGGAGGAUAUGACGACGAUCGAUAAACAUAAAGAUCGAGUGACGAGGAUUUACGCGUGCGCUACAAUGUGGCACGAAGAGAAGAACGAAAUGAAUCAUUUGGUAGGCAGUAUUCUGCGAUUGGACAAGGACCAGUGUGCGAUACGCGUCACGCAGAGAUAUUACAAGGUUCACAUCGAGGACUAUUACGAAUUGGAAACACACAUUUUCUUCGACGAUGCAUUUUGCUGCAUGCACGGCUGCGUUGAUUUGUGUACGCACGAUGAAAAUGAGACGCAAGUCAAUCAAUAUGUGAUUACGCUGGUGGAGACGGUCCAAAAAAAUGUGGAGAACUUGUGCAUGCGUUCUUUGCCGCCUACUAAAUAUCCGACGCCUUACGGGGGUCGUCUUGUGUGGACGUUGCCAGGAAAAACUAAAUUGGUAGUUCACCUGAAGGAUAAAAACAAGAUUAGACACAGAAAACGGUGGAGUCAAGUCAUGUAUAUGUAUUAUCUUUUGGGCUAUCGUCUAAUGGGACUACCGAUCGACGUAGAUCGGAAAGAGACUAUUGCCGAGAACACGUACAUUCUUACAUUGGACGGAGAUAUCGACUUUCGACCGGCCGCGGUUAAAGUUCUGGUGGAUCUGAUGAAAAAGGAUAGAGAUCUUGGUGCCGCGUGUGGGCGAAUACAUCCGGUCGGAUUAGGUCCAAUGGUUUGGUUCCAAAAAUUUGAAUACGCUAUUGGCCACUGGUUGCAAAAAUCUACGGAACAUACGAUCGGUUGUGUUCUGUGCAGUCCUGGCUGUUUUUCGCUCUUUAGAGCGAAAGCGUUGAAGCAGCCUAACGUGAUGGCGAAAUAUGCCACCAAGUCUACCGAAGCCAGGCAUUACAUUCAGUAUGACCAAGGUGAGGAUCGAUGGCUCUGUACAUUGCUUCUCCAAGUAGGUUCACGGGUCGAAUAUUCGGCAGCGAGUGAUGCGUAUACACAUGCACCAGAAGUCUUUAGAGAUUUCUACAUUCAGCGACGCCGUUGGAUUCCCUCCACUGUCGCAAAUAUUUUCGACUUGUUGAUGACUUCUAAAGAGACGAGGAAGGUGAAUAACGAUAUCUCGUGGCUGUACAUUGCUUAUCAAUGGAUUCUAAUGGGGAGUACAAUCCUGGGACCAGGUACAAUAUUUUUGAUGCUGGUUGGCGCGUUUGUCGCCGCGUUUCAUAUCGACAAUUGGACCAGUUUCUGGUACAAUCUAAUCCCAAUUGGCGUGUUUGUCGGAGUUUGCUUCGUCUGUAAGGAGCGCAUGCAGUUGAUAGUAGCCGAGAUUAUCAGCGCUAUAUAUGGCCUAGUGAUGAUAGUCGUCCUAGUAGGAAUUAUGUUGCAAAUCGCCGAAGAUGGAUGGCUUGCACCCAGUAGUCUUCUCUUUUUCAUUGUCGCGUGCCAAAUGACAGUAGCUGGUCUGUUACACCCUCAGGAAGCGACUUGUUUACUGUGCGGUGUUAUUUACUACAUCACUGUGCCGUCUAUGUACAUGUUGUUAAUUAUCUUCUCCGUCUUCAACGUGCAUAACGUUACAUGGGGCACGCGUGAUUCCAAGAAACCGAAUGUCACUCUUCAAGAUGAGCAGAGAUCCGCAGCAAUCAGCAAUCUAUCCGGGUUCGUGAUAGGAAAGAGAAAUAAGCAAGACAAAAAUGAAAAAGGUACAUUGGAGUUUUCCUUGGGGAAUCUUCUCAAAUGUGUUUGCUGUAUUAAUUCAGGAGUUAGUUAUGAAGAGAAGCGAUUGAAUGAAAUCAACGAGUCUCUACAACAGAUGAACAAACGUCUCAACUUACUAGACAGAUUACAUACAAUAAACAUGGAAACUAACAACGUUGCCACAUCAUCUUCUAAUGCUAAUAUGUACCCAAGACCAUAUUUCCCGAUGGAGGAAACAAUAGAAGAGGAAAUGCAUGAAGGAAUCGAGUUACAACACAUAACCGAUAAAAGUGAUGGAGAAAAUGUGAUCUACAAGGAUGCCGAUGAUGACGAAAGUGACGUUCUGACGCAGGUGUCAGCAACCUCGAGUCAGGAUCAGUCCAGUUUCCUCAUUAGCCCUUACUGGCUUCAGGACGAAAGACUGCGAAGAGGUGUGGUGGAUUUUCUAUCGAACGAUGAAGAAGAAUUUUGGAAAGAUCUGAUUGGAAAAUACUUGCGACCCAUUGAAAGCGAUGAAGAGAGUCAAAACAAAAUAACUCAGGAACUGAUGAACUCUCGUGAUGCGUAUUUAUCGAAAUUCUUCAUGUUAAAUGCUUUGUUUGUACUAAUCGUGUUCCUUAUGCAGUUAAACAAAGAUACCCUACAUUUGCAAUGGCCACUUGGAAUGAAGUACAAUGUUACAUUCAAUUCGGAAAGAUUUGAGGUACAUUUAACGAAAGAAUAUUUAAGACUCGAGCCGAUAGGAUGCCUAUUUAUUGCCGCGUUCAUCAGUAUAUUAGGUGUCCAGUUCUGCGCUAUGCUAGUUCAUCGAUUCGUCACAUUUUCCCAUGUACUCGCCAAUACAAAACUUCCUUGUACUAAGGUAACUUCUUCGGAAGAUGGCGUUUUCGAAAAGCACGCUGAUAAAAUAGCGCAGACACUUCAACGCAUGGCGGAGGACGACGUGAUAUUCGAACUUAGACGAAGUACCGUGACUUGUCCUAGCAAACAAAGUGUGCACAAAUCAACGAAAAAUUCGAAGGGAUCGUUGAAGAUAUUGGGAAACUUUGAAAAACUAUUUCGACGAAAGCUUCAUGAUCCAAGUUCAGGUAUACGUGUUCUUAACGUGUUUAAAAUUUUCAUAAACUUUGUGUAUCAAUAGAUCAGUGAGAAUACUAUUCAAAUUAUGGGAGAAUCCUGGAGAUUUUAAAUUCAGAACGCACUCAUCUUCUAAAUUGUACAUACAUACAUAUAUAUCACGAGAGAAAAACAGGAAGAAAGAGAAAAUAUGGAUACGGAAAUUCAAUCGCGUAUAUUGAGUAUCGUGGAUAAGCAACUAAACGACGUAGCGACAUUGUUUCGAUUUGGUGCUUUCAAACAGCUUCUAUAUAAAACAAUGUCAUAUAAUUCCAAAUGGAAUUAUCGGUUUUUGCUUACGCUUGCUUUUAUGGAAGAGGUAGUGUAAUAAAAACAUUUCUAGUGUUAAAAUAAAUAGUACGUAGCUAAGGUAACCACACGUGAC
This is a messenger RNA of Temnothorax curvispinosus, 5059 nucleotides long. Its product is annotated as chitin synthase chs-2-like. Gene Ontology annotation, molecular function: chitin synthase activity. The transcript has 18 exons. The record is from RefSeq and is a predicted model, not a curated record. Lineage: Eukaryota; Metazoa; Arthropoda; Insecta; Hymenoptera; Formicidae. Gene Ontology annotation, cellular component: cell periphery; cell septum. Bases 167 to 4699 code for a protein of 1510 amino acids.